Cydia splendana is the source of this 11163-nucleotide messenger RNA. Its product is annotated as adenomatous polyposis coli homolog. Bases 458 to 9175 code for a protein of 2905 amino acids. Gene Ontology annotation, cellular component: cytoplasmic microtubule; beta-catenin destruction complex; catenin complex. NCBI's taxonomy places the organism in Eukaryota, Metazoa, Arthropoda, Insecta, Lepidoptera, Tortricidae. Gene Ontology annotation, molecular function: gamma-catenin binding; microtubule binding; beta-catenin binding. The record is from RefSeq and is a predicted model, not a curated record. The transcript is spliced from 13 exons. Gene Ontology annotation, biological process: pattern specification process; Wnt signaling pathway; regulation of cell differentiation.
CCUCCAAUUACAUGAUAGAAAAAGCCACACAGUUUCCGCGAUCAUAUGGUUUCCCAGCGGUUAUGACGCAACGGAACAAUAUACCGAUUUGCGGUCACAAUCAAUCUCGAUUCGCGAAGUAAACGAACCCGAGAUGAAAUUAAUAUGCAACAGAAUCCCUAUCAAAUGAGCUGCACCACGCACGGCGCACGCGCCAGUCGAUCUCUCACGCGCGGCCCGAGCGCAUGUGCCGCCGCCGGUCCGAACUCGAAAUUUAAAAAUCGUAACCGUCAAUCGUACUACCGGCCAGUGACAACCCAAAACUAGUGAUGCGAUUAGUGUUUUUUUUUUCUAAAUGAAAGUGAUCGAUUAAUAAUCGAGUUAUAGGAAUGCGUAGAAAUCGUUUCGCACGAACGAACGGGUGGAAGACUAUCAUGGAGUAACCGCUGAAAACAAAUGAACUAAACAAAAAGCCAAAAUGAACCGCGACUAUUACAAAGUGUCGUACACGAGCAACCGCAUGCCGACCAUCUCGGACGAUGUCCUCGACAACGUCGUCGACACAGAGUUCAACGCGAACCAGUUCAAGUUGUUCGACGACUUCACAACGGACCUGAGGAUCAACUUCAACUCCAGCAGCUUCCGGAGGAGAGGCGAUCCGAAUGACUCGGGCGUCGAUAUGGAGAACGGGAAUCCGAUGGAUGACGCCAAUGAAACUGAUUUGUUGGAGAACGAAGUGAUGGUAGAUCCCUGGAGCAGCAUGGACUCUUCAAAUUCGCCGUUAACUGACUCCGUACCAUCCGCCAGCGAUGACUGCAGCCCAUCCACUUCCAGUGAACCCCCGCGCGGCUCGCAGGAUCCUUCCCCUCUGUCCCCCGAAGCGCGCCGCCUCAUCGACUCAAAACACCCCAAACCCCCUCAGACUCAACCCCACAAAACGGACAAAGCGCGCUCUCGGGACCUCACACUAGCCCUGGAUCCCGACCCGCUCCCGCGCCGGCAUUUCCUCGACGACGAUUACCAGAACGCAUCCAAAUCGAACAUAGAAUGUCGCAUCCCCAAACCACAUUUCCUCGACCACUCGCCAUCACCCGACGAAUUUGACGAGCGUAGCGACAUUACAAACCCCAACUUCCUCGACGACGAAGCCGAGGACGACCAAGCGCAAAAGAAAGCCGGCGCCCUCCCCAAGAAAACUACAAAGAUUUCCUCAUAUUUACCUCAAGAAGAACGACCGCAUAGGACUAGUUACCGGAGUACGCUACAUUACGGCUUAGAAAAUGCGGCGAGAUCUAGUGAAAGAGACAAAAGAGCUUCGCAGCUGUACAGAGGAACGUGGCCCGGCGAACGGGACAUUUGGACCGGCCACGACUCGGCUAGCGUCCGGAGCUUCUCCAGCAACGGCUCGUCCGACGGACAUCGGCCCUCCUCCAAUUUAGACAACAAAAUGGACUGCGUCAUCUCUCUCAUCUCCCUUCUUAGCUUAUCACCAGAGAACAACGCCGACCUGAGCGGACCUCUACUAGAAAUGAGCAGAUCAGUGGAAAGCUGCAUCGCAAUGAGACAGGCUGGCUGCAUACCCUUACUAGUCCAACUGAUUCACUCCAAAGUACCCAGGGAGACACGGGACCGCGCCGCAAAGGCGCUGCGAAACAUCAUCCACACUCAAACCGACGACAAAGCCGGCAGACGAGAAGCGAGAGUCUGGAGACUACUCGAACAAGUGAGAGAAUACUGCUACAUCUUAGAAGAUGUCGUAGAAAACCGGAAAGAAGGGAAGGAAGUUAUCGAAGACGAUGGUAGUAAACAUCCUAGUCAAAGCGUGGCUGCGUUGAUGAAGCUGUCCUUUGACGAGGAGCACAGGCACGUGGUGUGCCAACUGGGUGGUCUACAAGCUCUUGCGGCGUUAGUGAGUGGAGACCAAGCAGCGCACGGGAGCAGAACUGACGAUAACACGUGCUUGACGAUGAGGAAGUACGCCGGCAUGACGCUGACGAACCUGACGUUUGGCGACGGCAACAACAAGUCCUUGUUAUGCUCGUUUAAAGACUUCAUGCUGGCGUUGGUGGAGCAACUGGAGUCGCCCAAUGAUGACAUGAGACAGGUAACUGCUGCAGUACUACGUAACUUAUCAUGGAGAGCGGACACCAGCAGCAAGCAGGUCCUACGAGAAGUCGGAGCCGUGAAGGGCCUCACCAAAGCGGCCAUGACAUGCCAAAAGGAGGCCACCCUCAAGUCCGUACUCUCUGCCCUUUGGAACCUUACAGCCCACUGCUCCAUGAAUAAGGUCGCCCUUUGCUCCGUCGACGGGGCUUUAGGGUUCCUCGUCGAUAUGCUCAGCUACGACUCCCCCACUAAAACCUUGGCCAUCGUCGAGAACGCCGGCGGCAUCAUGCGGAACGUCUCCAGCCACAUCGCCGUCCGCGAAGAUUACAGGCAAAUUCUCCGCGAGAGAAAUUGCUUGAGUGUCUUACUGCAGCACUUGAAGUCCCCCAGCCUCACCGUCGUGAGCAACUCCUGUGGAACGUUGUGGAACCUAUCUGCGCGCUGCCCGCAGGACCAGCAGUUCCUAUGGGACCACGGAGCCGUGCCCAUGCUCCGCAGCCUCAUCCAUUCCAAACAUAAGAUGAUAGCCAUGGGCUCUGGUGCGGCCCUUAAAAACCUCCUCAACUCCAAACCUGGAAAGACACACAUCAUCUCGCUAGACAGCACAGCGAGAACUAUGAACCUCCCUGCUCUGCCUACACUUGGAGCUAGGAAACAGAAAGCUCUCGAACAGGAGUUAGACCAGAACUUAGCCGAAACGUGUGACAACAUCGAGCCAGCGACCUCGCCUACCACGAGCAACAGGGACGAGAAGAGUCUCUUCACGGCCACCGAGCGACAGAUCGCCAUGAACCUCAACAGAAUGUCGUCAAGUUCACCUUUAAUGGGAGCGCUGACCUCACAAAUUUCACUCAGCCACAGCGCGCAUCUCGCCAGUUACCUGAGCUGCAGUAACACUUUAUUAAAAGGUGCUUUAGUCACUCGAUCUACCACGGGAAGCACUAGCAACGUCAACCGUUCCGACAGCAAGGAUUCCGUCACGAGCGCUCAUUCCGACACAGUAUUCGAAAGAGUCAUGCGCACUGGAAAAGUCCCUGUACCAACACCGAGAAACAAAGACUUAAUGAAGAGUGAAUCAGGCGGAGAAGCGUUUAAAAUGGCCUCCAAACCUUUAGCCAAGGACGGUUUCCUGCGAUACCCAACGCAACCUCCGAUACCACCACCGAGAACGACCGAUAUGAGAACUAAUUAUACAGAGUCUGGUUACGACGUCGACCAAGACUCUUGCGACCAGCCUAUAGAUUUCAGCAGGAAAUAUUCGGAAACUAAAACCAACGAGCCGGAACCGUCUUUAGCUGAAGGCAAACCCAAACCAACCAAAAAAUACAAGAAAGACAGUUCGAGCACCUUCGGAGAUUAUCAAGAGACCGAUUUAGACCAGCCAACGGAUUAUUCCCUCCGCUACGCUGAGCACCAAUCGGAAAACGGUUCAGAUAUCUCCGAGCCGGCCGCCCACGAGGACACUAUCAAACACUUCGCCACUGAAGGCACUCCGUACGAAACACCCAUCAUUUUCUCCACCGCCACCUCCAUGUCUGACCUUAGAGUCAUAGGCAAAGACGGGAAACCAAAAUCAACACCAAGCGUGAAGGAAAACCCUGAGGUCAUGACGCAUUCGGAUGAAAAGGAUACUUGCUCCAUAGAAGAUCCCCCGAGACACGACAAUGACAGAGCGAUAGUUACUCCCCAAAACCCUGAGCCCAUUCCUGAAAAGCGAAGUGUGUUCGACACGAAGUUCAGUUCAGGGAUGAUAAGUCCAGAGAAACCAGUGAAUUAUUGUGACGAGGGUACUCCUGGGUACUUUUCUCGAGUUAGUUCAUUGAGCAGUUUAGGUGAGCCUACAGAAGAAGAUAGUUUGGCGAAGAAGAAUGCGAUGGCUACUAUUAAUGUGGAGCCGAGCGUUCAGGACCAAAGCGCCAGCUCUUCAAAGGAUAAAGAAGGUUCCAAAGCGGUGACAUUCGCAACGGACCCAGUAGCAGUGAGCUCGCAACCUUCCACGCCAGGCCGUUUCGUAGAAGACACCCCGCUCAUGUUCUCUCGCUCGUCCUCUCUGGGCUCGCUGCCUGAGGCCGACGAGCAGCAGGACCAGGGUUCGGUGCUGUCUGAAGUCAGGUCAGUUCAACACACAACGGACCCAGUAGCAGUGAGCUCGCAACCUUCCACGCCAGGCCGCUUCGUAGAAGACACCCCGCUCAUGUUCUCUCGCUCGUCCUCUCUGGGCUCGCUGCCUGAGGCCGACGAGCAGCAGGACCAGGGUUCGGUGCUGUCUGAAGUCAGUCGGCUAACGUCGGGCUGUAUCUCUCCGAGCGAGAUUCCGGACUCGCCCGGCGCGCCCGCCUCGCCGCGCUGCGCAGACCCUGUCUCACCCCCGCCAGUUUGCGAACCGGAAUUGGACACCCGCGAUUGUCGCGAAGUGUCCGUGUUUGAGGAGCGCACUUCGCAGUUCAUGGUGGAAAACACUCCGGCGCAAUGUUCACCGCCGAACCUGAGCAGUUUGAGCAGCCUCACCAUCGAGGAAGAGGUCAAGCCAUCACAGCUAAGCUUGAAGCUGUCCAAUGGAGACGAUGGUUUCAAGAAUGACGGCAACGAACGCUCACCUGCACCCCGAGCACUCCCCGUGAGGACGAUCAGUGAACCACUACGAGGAACCCAAACCCCCGGCGACACAUGCCAGGUGUACUUCACAGAGGAUACACCGGCCAUCCUGUCUAAGGCGGGCAGCAACUCCAACCUGUCCGUGCUGUCCAUCGACUCGGCGCCGCCGCGGAACGCUCCCGACACCUCCGACAGCAGCAACCUGAGCGACGCGGACCUGCUGGAGGACUGCAUACAGAAGGGGAUCGCUAACGUUGUGAAAAACAAGCCGUCUUCAGACUUGUCUUCAGUUAACUACUCAGACCGGGAUAACGUUUAUAGAUCCCUGCCUCCGUAUCUCCGCACGUCCACCGAAACCGUGAAGAUGUCGCACGAACAUGAAAGGAACGUACGAGUGAGCCCUAGCCCCACUAUGUCCCCGCCGCCGCCGCCGCCGCCGCUGCCGCCCAAGGACUCGCGCCACGCCGCCCCGCCGCGCCCGCCGCAACGCAGACGCGAAAGCCGCCUGCCAAUUAAAACAGCGCGCAACCUCGAGAAACAACUCCCCGCCAACCACGACUCAUCCAGUUCCCUCAGCCUGGACUCGUUCGGCUCCACCGACCGCGAGAUCUUCGAGGAGACCGUCCAGGCCGGCCUCAGCCACGCCACACACUUCCACAAGGCACACUCCGUUGAAAGACCUACGGACAACGUAAGACACACUAGACAUCAUAAAUCCCUCGACAGGAGCGACAAAAUCUCGCAGCAUCGACCUAAAGUUAAAGACGAGGAGUUCGAGAGAAACCUCGCUUCGGGCGUCUAUAACAUCAAAAGCAGCUCCCGCGUUCGGAGGCUGGACCAGGAGUUCGCUUUAACGAGAUCCCCAUACUCGUAUCACGGGGAAUCCUCCUCUAUGGCCCAUAGGUUUAGAGGUCACCACUCUAGGUACUACGACGACGGUCCACCGAGCUUACCCGCAAGAAUCGACGAGCCUAGAAGACAACUGGAAAGAAGCAACUCGCUGAGUUCCCUCAGCAACGAUUCGUUCGGAUCUACAGAUAAGGAGGUGUUCGAGCGCUGCGUACGUAUGGGCAUGUCGAAAGCCCAGCCUAAGAGGAGCGAGAAACUCCGCGUGCGAAGCGACGACAGGUCCGAGCGACGCGACGGAGGGAGGCGACGCAAGGACAACAAAAGCCAGGGGGCGUUGGACAGAAUGGUCGGGGAGGAGUCGCGGGACCGCGCGCUGCUGGAGGAGGUGAUAGCGCGCGGCGCGGGCGAGGGCCGACACUCAAAAAACGUCCCCGCGCCGCCGGCGGCCGCCAUCGCCGCCGGCGGCGCCGCCACCACACCGACACCCAAGCCUGGCUCUGAUCCUCUGCUCGUCACCUCCUUCCCCUCUCUCGCUCCCUCGCUCGAUACAUCCCGGGAACCUCCAGCUUCCGCCCUCACGAGUGACAGCCUGAAUCGCUCCAACGAGUGCCUCGCGCCGCAGUCUGCGAAUACGACUUUAGACUCCGAAGUCCGCGACGAACUCAACCGGUCUAACGAGUCCUAUGCGGACGUCCUCGACGGAUCUUGGAGCGACGAGCCGAGAAACUACGAGGCGGCGACGUUGACGAGAAAGAAGCUCGAGUACGCCGAUAUUAAAUACACUGAGAAGGCCUUCGAGGAGUCCAAGCACGAUACGUGGAACGACAACACGUGUCCCGAUGACGUGACGUUCCCGACUAUAAGCGGCUCCGUUCAUAUGGUAUCAUCUAUUAGAAGUGAAAUCGCGGAUGCGGCCUUAGCGUUACCGGAUUUACUAGAGAAAAGUGAAGCGGUGAUGUCCACCCGACCCGAUCUCACCAACAAGUUGGAUGAGGACACGGUCGCUUCGGAACUGCAGAUCACUGAAGACAAUCAACUCACUGAUGUCAUGCUCGACAACAUUCCCGAACCCAGCUACACUUCCCUAGUUGAUGACGGCGAACAGAAGUUUGAUUCCCUCAUGGCAUCCGCUAUAGAAAAAGAAGCGGCCAGGUUAGCAGCGCAACUAAAGAGCUCUACAUACGGCAUGGAAAACAGUGUGACAUCGCUAACUUCUUUAGACCUAGACAAUGUGAACCCACCGUCACAUUUAGGCAGUCUUCUCUCCUUAAGCGCUUCAGGUCAAUGGGAUGAUACGUCGAAAAAAUCCCAAAAAUCCCGCAAAAAAUCCCUCCCCGUCGCCAUGAUGGUUAAGAGAGCGCUCAGCAACUCCAUGCACCAAGGAUCCUCUGAACACUUAGACAGCAAUCCCGUCAGUUUUCUCGAAAAUGUCAAACCACCUUCGGAAAUGGAGAAUUUGGACAUGGAAAGUAGCAUGGUGUCUGUGAGCAGCAUAGUGUCUGAGGUGGCAGAUAGAGAAAAGACUCCCGUAGUAUUUGACUUCAAACAGCCUAUCCAGGAUUUCCCUCUCUGUCACAACUUUAAUCUCCUAGACUUGGACAAAGUCAAUCCUCCAUCGCUAUUUGAUGAAAUGGCAGAGUCCACAGUAGAAAUAGAGCCUACUACAGCACAUCAGCUACACGAUGAAGUUUCUAGUACCUUAAAUGUAGUCACGGAUAUCCCGUCCGGCUCUGAAAAUUGCACGCCUCUUCCAUCAGACAUGAGCAGCGUAGAAUCUACUCCAAAGAAAACGAGAGACCCUAAAUACUUGACCCCUAAAGAGAAACGAAAUGUAGCUAAAGAUAGAUAUCAAACUUAUACUAUAAUAGACCCACCAUCUGAGUCAGAUGUUCUGACUGUGACGUCUGAAGAAUUUAUGACGUGGACCAAAUCAGAAAGCGACAGAUCAGACGACUACGUCACAGCUAAUUCAGAAACGAAAUCAAAGAGGAAGAUGAGUGCUAAACAACGACGGUUAGAGGACAGAGCUAGGUAUCAAACGCAGACCGUCAACAUACAGAGCAUCAUACAGGAGACAAAGGCAGUCGAUCCGCAAAUCGAAAGCUUGAAGCAGCGGCUAGCCGCCAAGAAGACCAUGAAACAGAAACGCAUGGAGGACGCGGAGAGAUUCAGAACUAGAACACUCAGCGAGGAUAUCCCUCCAUCCCCAACGUUCGUCACAAAAGACGCCAGCUUCGAAAACGUGGAAACAACUACAGGCUACGACAGUCUAUCUUCUAAUGAACUAAACCAUCAGCAAAUUAUAGACGACAGACAAGAUGAUGUUUUCAGGGAAACUGAUAGCGGGCACAAUGAAGACGACUUCGAACUAAACUCGACCCAAAUGCAAACCUACACUAAGAGCUUCAGAAACUAUCUCCCCGUCAUAGAGAGCCCAGCAGCGGUGGAUAUCUGCGUCGUCAACAACUUGAAGAACAUAGAAAUGACCGCGUCAUAUCGAAGGGCGCUGCAAAGUGAUAAAGUCCAAAACCCGAGCACUAGCGACUUCGCCAGCUACGAGGGAGACACACAUUCCGACAACGAUUCUGAGGAAGAAGCCGCUCCAAGACCUAAACCGAAGAUCACCAAACCGGAGAGACGAGAUGAAAGUCUAGAUUCGAAUGACUCACACGAGAAGGAGGAGCCCAAAGCGGUCAGGGGCAGGAAGAAAGCGGCGUACGUCUCCCCUUACAGACGAAGCGUACCCCCCGCUAAGAAAGCCGCCACCGCGCCAGCCAAGGCCCCAGUGAAGGCCAUAGUACCUCCCAAACCUAGUGCCAAAGCUCCGAGCAAAACUCCAACGACUUCCAAAACACCUAGCGCCAAUACUUCACCUAAAAAGACUCUUAAUAAAUCGCCAUCCAAGAUAGCUCAAAAAGCCGUCGCCAUUCCGCUAGUAGCCGGCCAACCUUUGCCUCUAGAACGACAGGGCACCUUCACUAAAGAAGAAAGCUCAGUCCCCGCUAAAAUUUUACCAGUUACCGUACCAGAGAAGAAACCAAUCGUAUCUAGAUACGCGAAAACCACCCCUAAACCCGCCGUUAACAACACGUCUCCGUCUAGAUUACCACAACUUAACCGCUACUCGAAACCUCCCCUAAAGAAAGGCGGCAGCAGCGAGAAACCUGCGCCCAAACCCAAAUCCGCCAUGAGGAACUCCGCCUCCAACCACAGCCUACAGAGCAACGACAGCGCCAAAACUGUCACCCUAGCCUCCAGGGGCUCCAGACAAGGCAGCACUUCCAGCGUCAACAGCGUACAGUCUUCCAAAAUCAACUCUAAAGACGUAGAAAGCAAAAUAGCCAGUCUGUGGAAAAAGGUCGAGCAGACUAAGAAAGUAAUCGCCAAGCCCGACAAGCGGGUUUGGAUCGAGAGCGAUAAAACGGAACAGCCGAAGCUAAUCCGAAGUUCCACGUUCGAGGGCCAGCCCAAGCAAGCGCAAGUCUCCACUGCGCCUAAACAGAAAACUGCAAUAGGUAUCAAAAUAUCGCAAAUACCCAGUUUGAGGCCGAAGUCUACGCCGUCGAAGAUCACCGCGCCUGCUGUGAAGAAACCGGUGACUACACGGGUGUUUACGAGGAAGCCGGCCAACGGACAAGUCACGUAAUGUCUCAAGUAUUUAAAAACUCAGUGAAUGACGUUUAUGACUCGUAGAAUCAAGUGCGGAUCGAAGAUGUAUGGAAAAUUUAUCGAUGAGAGGGGUCAUAGUUGUUUAUCGAAUUUUUAGGCCGUAAAUUGGUGUUUUAAAUAAAGACACAUUCGAUAGGCCAGUCAGUGUAAGCAAAGCAGUUAAAUAUUUAACUCAAUCUUUCAUUGAUAAUGUGGGCAAACGGUCAUGGCCGUUUCCAAAACUAAUACAUGUGUAAAACUUGAGUGGAAUGGAUGCGAAAUUGGAUAUUUAAGGAAUGUUUGCAUAUUUAUUCAAAUUAUCGUUUAGGAUAGACAAUUAUGCUUGUCUGAGCAAGAUAAAUCGAUCAAUGUUUCUGGACACAGACGUCACAAAUCGAAUGGACUUAGUUGAUUAAUAAAGUGAUGAUAUAAGUAAUAAAAAUGUGUUUCUUUAGGUCGGGCAUGUUUGUUCCAGCUGAGACUAAUGUAUUUUACAACUAUUAUGCUAAGAAAAGCUUAGUCCCUUGACCAUGCAAUAAAAAAAAAGAUAUAUGUAUAACCCUUUUAUCUUUAUAGAAUGUUAAUUUGAUUGCAAGUUUAAAAACCUCAGUUGUCAUUCUAUAGUUUAUUUUAUCUAUGUAUAUUUGUUGCAUUUAUUUACAUUGGGAUAUUGACAAUCCCUUUCUGACUGCGGUUUUAGUUUAAGAUAUCCUUUUGUAAAGUUAGCGGAUGACGAAAAAACCAUGUGAAAUGAUAGGUUACGGAGCAACCUUACGGACUAAAAAAAUCGUGUUGCGUACAUAGGUAGGUAUGAAAUCUAACCUAAUAUGUUUUAUGACAGAUUUUCUAUCACUUUUAGCGCUUUUUACUUAAUCUUUACAAUGUAAGUAAUUUAAAUUAAGUCUUUAAAAUAAUCAUAGUUUCUGUUCCUAUCGAUCCCAUAUUGAGUUGCCUUCCGAUUUUCGGUUGAGAAACAUGAGUUUUCUCACUGACUAUCGUAGAAUGGUAAGCAUUAGCUCCAUUCAUUUCGAUGUAAAUAAUUCACAUUAAAACUAGUUAAGGUUACCAUAACACAAUUUGUAUAUUUUUCAUAAUAGCAUAACUUAAGUAACGUAAAUUGGAAUGUCACGUAGUUUCGCCGUAAUAAUGGGGACAAAUAUGGUAUUUGCCUCAAUUUUCUACGUCUAGUCAGUUUCAAUGUUAUUUAUAAGCUAAGCCUCGAGGUUACUCAAUGGGCUGGAUAUAGGUUGUUUUUUUUUCUUCCAAUUAUUAGUAAAAACCCUUUGUACUUCUCUCUUUGAUGCAUAUGAAGAAGUAAAUCGUCACCAAUAUUUAAAUCAAGCUUAACUAUGUCUACUUGUCGUAUUUAUAUCGAUAUUUAUAAAUAGUUUAUUGAAGUCGGUAUAAAACAGUACGGCAGGUAAACGUCAUAAUUAGAGAUUCUUACAAAAACAUGCAGGUACUUACAAGGUCAUAAUGAAAAAUAGUUUAAAUUUUAAAUGCUAAAGUCCGGAGCAAAAACCCUAACAAUAGCGUUCAUAACUGGACUGUUACUUUGACUAUUUCUGACUAUAGGACCAGUCAAUUAUUCUCCUUUCAAAAGUUACUAAUGCUAUUUUAAAAUUACUUGUACAGUCAUCAGAUAUAUCGGAGCGGCCGAGGUGCUCAAAAAUAUCUGAACACGCACUAACGCCUUGACAAUAGAGGCGUGCUCAAAUAUUUGUGAGCGCUUUGCCUGCUCCGAUAUAUCUGAUGGCGUCUGUACCAACAUUUUGUAGUAUUUUUCCGACGAACCCAUGGCUAGAUAGGAUAAAUAAGCUUCCCCGUGACGUAGUACUGAUUUCGUAACGUUACACGUAUGUAAGGAAUAGCAUAAUGUACUCGGUUAUCCGCUGCUGUAGCCAUUAUUCUGUUACGCCAGUUUAGGUAAAUAAUUAUAUAGUCGUAAGGUGCAUAUUUUGAUGGUAAUAAAUGAUAUUUACCACA